CCCGACACCUUCGGAAGACUAUAAAGUUAAUUCAUCAACAUUUACAAUUCUCCCUGUUGAAGAUGCAAUUCGCGAUUCGUCGAUUUCAUUUGGAAUGUUUCACAAGCAUUUAAUGGAAGAAUUUUUUAAUCCAAAUUAA
Funneliformis mosseae is the source of this 139-nucleotide messenger RNA. Lineage: Eukaryota; Fungi; Glomeromycota; Glomeromycetes; Glomerales; Glomeraceae. The record is from the annotation of a GenBank genome assembly.